Molecule: messenger RNA, 561 nt
Organism: Thyridium curvatum
Lineage: Eukaryota; Fungi; Ascomycota; Sordariomycetes; Thyridiales; Thyridiaceae
Exons: 1
Coding region: 1-561 (186 amino acids)
Source: RefSeq, a predicted model, not a curated record
AUGCAUUAUAGCUCGGCUUUCCUCGUUUCUUUGCUCGCCGCUACAGCUGCGGCUAAAGGCUUCGUGCUGCCUGCCAACCAAGAGGACGGCGUCUACAUCUCCAAGGGACGGCCCCAUCCCCAUUCCUCCAAGUUCAGGAGGGAUGUCUCUACGACCGUAAAGAUCGGGAACAUCACGUACGACGAAGUUACCGAGCCUGGCGCCAUCGAGAAGCGGGGAGUCCCCUGGACUGCUGUCAGAUGUGAUGACAGAAACAUCCUGAACGAGUGGGACUACGCGCCGGCCCGAGAUAACCUCAAGAAAUCGUGCGACAAGGGCAACAAAGCUCCGGCCUGGGACGGCAAAUCAGGUAUUCUCUACGCCCGAGUCGGCAGUGCCAUCUGGUACGUGUGCAGCUGGGGAGGGGAGAACCCCUGCAGCACUGAUGAGAUCAAUGACGCCGAGGUCAAGAUGGACGCCGAGUGCACUGAUGAGGUGUCUGCCUGGAUUGAAGUCUCCAACUGGAAGAAGGGCUAUGGUAGAGCCAUCAGCGGCAUGGAGGUUUGCGAUCAGCGGCCUUAA